Molecule: messenger RNA, 927 nt
Organism: Castor canadensis (American beaver)
Lineage: Eukaryota; Metazoa; Chordata; Mammalia; Rodentia; Castoridae
Product: olfactory receptor 4C3D-like
Biological process (GO): G protein-coupled receptor signaling pathway
Cellular component (GO): membrane
Molecular function (GO): G protein-coupled receptor activity; olfactory receptor activity
Source: RefSeq, a predicted model, not a curated record
AUGGAUCACCACAUGCCUCCCACCAAUGUGACUGAAUUUAUUCUCUUGGGACUCACACAGAACCCACACUUGCAGAAAAUACUCUUCUUUGUCUUCUUACUCAUUUUCCUAUUUACUGUGCUGGCCAAUCUGCUCAUUGUUGUCACCAUCUCCCUCAGCCCUGUGUUGUCAGCUCCCAUGUACUUCUUUCUCACUUACUUGUCAUUCAUAGAUGGCUGCUACACUUGUGUCACCACCCCUAAAAUGAUCAUUGACCUGCUCUACCAGAGGAGGACUUUCUCUUUGGGUGGCUGCCUGACUCAGCUCUUCGUGGAGCACCUCCUGGGAGGUUCAGAGAUCAUCCUCCUCAUUGUCAUGGCCUAUGACCGCUAUGUGGCCAUUUGCAAGCCCCUGCACUACAUGACAAUUAUGCGGCAGGGGCUCUGCUACCUUCUGGUGGUGGUAGCCUGGAUUGGAGGGAUCCUGCAUGCUACUGUGCAAAUUCUUUUCAUGAUCAACCUACCCUUCUGUGGUCCCAAUGUUAUUGACCACUUCAUGUGUGAUCUCUUCCCAUUGUUGAAGCUUGCCUGCAGAGAUACUUAUAGGCUUGGAAUGGUAGUGGCAGCCAACAGUGGAGCUAUGUGCUUGCUCAUUCUUUCCAUGUUACUUGUCUCCUAUGCAGUUGUCCUGAACUCCCUGAAAUGUCAUGGAUCUGAAGGACGGCGCAAAGCCCUCUCCACAUGUGGCUCCCAUUUCACAGUUGUUGUUCUCUUUUUUGUUCCCUGUAUAUUCACCUACAUGCAGCCUGUGGUUACCUACCCUGUGGAUAAGUGGGUGACUGUGUUUUUUGCAAUCCUCACUCCCAUGUUUAAUCCUAUAAUUUACACAGUGAGAAACACAGAGGUGAAAAAUGCCAUUAGGAAUUUGCUGAAGAGGACAGUAAUGUAG